AUCCUCUACCACGCACCACCCCUUCACUCACUCUCAGUCACACCCUCUCGCGGACGCGCCCCCACGCGCACACCAUGGCCGCUGCUUCGGCUUCAUUGCUCCACCUCGCCACCCCCAACCGCUCCCCGGCCCCGCGCCUCAGCCUCCGGCACCCCACAGUCCAGCUGCUAGCGCCUCGCCGGCCCAAGGGCGCGCGCGUGUCGCCGCCGCCGCGGGCGUACAAGGUGACGAUCGAGCACGGCGGCGAGUCCCGCGUGGUGGAGGUGGAGGAGGACGAGACCAUCCUGUCCCGCGCGCUGGACGAGGGCCUGGACGUGCCGCACGACUGCAAGCUCGGCGUGUGCAUGACGUGCCCCGCGCGGCUGGUAUCCGGGGAGGUGGACCAGAGCGACGGCAUGCUCAGCGACGAUGUCGUGGCGCAGGGGUACGCCCUGCUCUGCGCCGCGUACCCGCGCUCCGACUGCACCAUCCGCGUCAUCCCCGAGGACGAGCUGCUCCAGGUCCAGCUCGCCACCGCCGACGACUGACGCCCACCGGCGACCAGCAGACGGACCAGGGCAUCGACCUCCGGCAGUGUGUAGUUCACUGGUCCAUGUGUCCCCAGACUUGUACAACUUUGUUGAUUAGUACUAGUGACGCGAGCUUUUUCGAGAAUAGUUAUUAUGGUACAUUUAUUUGCCUAA
Molecule: messenger RNA, 683 nt
Organism: Phragmites australis (common reed)
Lineage: Eukaryota; Viridiplantae; Streptophyta; Magnoliopsida; Poales; Poaceae
Product: ferredoxin C 1, chloroplastic-like
Exons: 1
Coding region: 75-527 (150 amino acids)
Biological process (GO): electron transport chain
Molecular function (GO): electron transfer activity; 2 iron, 2 sulfur cluster binding
Source: RefSeq, a predicted model, not a curated record